This is a messenger RNA of Aureobasidium uvarum, 891 nucleotides long. The record is from the annotation of a GenBank genome assembly. NCBI's taxonomy places the organism in Eukaryota, Fungi, Ascomycota, Dothideomycetes, Dothideales, Saccotheciaceae.
AUGUCGUCUCAGAAUGUCCCAAACGACAUUAUCCUCUUCCACUACACCUUCUCUCCAUUCGCUAAGAGAAUCGUCUGGUAUCUGAAGCUACGCGGCAUUCCUUAUGCCGAAUGCAUACAGCCCUUGACGCUCCCUCGACCCGACUUGGCUCAGUUGGGCAUCAACUACCGUCGCAUACCUCUGCUAUCUAUUGGCCGUGAUGUCUACUACGACACCCGCCUGAUACUAGCAAGACUAGAGCAAAGCUUCCCAGCAUCGUCGUCACACCCACCGCUAUCGACGCCCGACAACAAAGGCUUGGAAGCCUUGCUCGAANNAAAGUUUACAGUGGAUGCGGGUAUCUUCUCCAAGGCGGCACAGGCGCUUCCGCCUGAUUUGCCGACCAUGAAGGAUGAAAAGUUUUUGAAAGAUCGGGCUGAUUUCACGGGUACUAGCUGGUCUCAAGAGGCUCGUGUGAAGGGGUACCCUGAAGCGUUGGCACACAUCAGGCAUGCAUUCGACAUACUCGAGGCUCUACUCGUUGAUGGCAGACAAUGGAUUGGAGGAACAGACAAAGUCAGCCUAGCAGAUAUUCAUGUCAAGGACGCAGAAAAGUCAUCAAAAGCAGUCUCAUUAGACGGUCAGGCCGCAAUGCAGCACAUUGUGUCUGCAUCGUAUCAUGAUCAACAAACCGGCGUAGACGAGACUGACCCUGUCAAACUCAAAGAGGGUGAUCUCGUCCAAUUGUGGCCUACCGAUAGCGGUUUCCGACACAAAGACCAAGGUCAUCUAGUCAAGCUGACAAAGGACGAAGUGGUUCUUGCCAUACAAACCAGAAGCGGAGGCAAGGAAAUCAGAGUCCAUGCGCCAAGAUGGGGCUUCAGAGUGGUGAAGGCCAAAUCUCAGCUUUGA